AAAAAUAUUCGAAAAUUGUGACAUCUAGUUGUAGCACUUAUGAUCGUUAUCAUAUUUUAUAUUUUAUGGAUUUGAUAAGACCAUGAAAAACCGUUACCCGUUCCUUCCCCGCCAGGUAACUUCGUGUCGGUUACAAAUUACGAUAUCAGUUGGUGAAAUUUUGACACGCGUAAACUUUCACGGCAACUUUUUCCACGAACCUGCUUUUAUAAGUUCAUAAGCCUUUUGUUAGUUUCGUAUGUCUUUAGUUUGAUUACAAGUCGAAGCACCUCAAGUUAGUCUAGUUUAACCAUUUCGCUGAAAACCAGCCUAAAACAUGUCCCUGGAAGACGUAGAAAACAUCAAGAAGCAUAUUGAACACUUCAAAAAAACCCUGAUGGAACUGACUGAGACACAGAGUCCAAAAGAGUCGGUGGAACACAAAAUCCGCGAAAUGUCCGCCGAAGUGGUGGACUCGAAUCCUUAUAGGUAAGUGUGUGUUUAGUUUUAGCAGCGAGUCAUUGGAUUUUCCUUAGUUAUAUGGCAGAAAUAAAAAAAAUUCAAAUCUUCAGUAUUUCCUGAUAACUUUAACACACCUCUCCCCAACAAAAUAAAAUAAAUUAAGUUGGCUAAUAUUUGUGUAGUUAUUUUAUUUAAUAUACAGUUAUUGUAAUGUUUAACUGCUAAGUGAACAUUUUAUUUAGAUAAGUAGUUAUUUUUGUAGUAUAAUUAAAUUUUGAAAAUAUUUAGUCCUAUAAAAUUAGACAAUUAAAAGUCAAUUCUUUUUAUUUAUAAUCAUAUACUUAAUCAUUGCUUAAAUUUAAUUUGUCUGGAUGUCUUUUUUUUUCAUCUCCUUUUUCUAUAGUCAAUAAAGCCAAGCCAAAAUGAUCCUUUAUACAUAGUGGUACUUUCCAAGUAAGUUUUUAUAAGUUAUAACUUCCAGAAGCUAUGUUUUACGCUUUUUAAAGUUAUUGGAAUAGUUAACAUUGUCCAAAGAGCUUAGGUUUGGAAAUAUGUAAGGUAUGACUAUGAGACCCCAGGCAAUGGCCCUACUCACCCAGCCCUGAAUUUAAGUUGAUACUCAAUGGUAACUUUAUUCUUGUAUGUUUGUUCAGUCGUUUGAUGGCUCUGCAGCGAAUGGGCAUAGUAAAAAACUAUGAGGACAUCAGAAAGUUCACUGUGGUCAUAGUUGGUGUAGGUGGUGUUGGAAGUGUUACAGCAGAAAUGCUGACCCGCUGUGGUAUAGGAAAGGUGAUAUUAAAAGAAAUGCCCAACUCAGAACACUCAUUAACUUAUAUUUAUGGUUUUCAGUUAAUAUUGUUUGAUUAUGACAAAGUAGAAUUGGCCAACAUGAACCGUCUGUUUUAUCAACCCGCACAAGCGGGAUUGAGUAAAGUUACAGCCGCAUCAAUGACUUUGACCAGAAUCAAUCCAGAUGUUAAGAUUGAAACAUACAAUACAAACAUUACCCUGACCACUCAAUUUGAAGAAUUCUUAAGGGUUUUACAGUAUGUCCAUACCUAAUAUUUUAUUUAUUUCAUAUUUUCAACUUUUCAACAAGUAUAUUAUUGAUUUUUCUUUGAAACAGAACUGGAGGAAUUAGUGGAAAUCGAGUUGACCUGGUAUUAAGUUGUGUCGAUAACUAUGAAGCUCGAAUGACAAUUAACACUGCAUGUAAUGAAUUGGCAUUGGAAUGGUUUGAAUCUGGUGUUAGUGAAAAUGCUGUAUGUGGACAUAUUCAAUACAUUGUACCUGGAGAAUCCGCUUGUUUUGCGGUAAUACAUACAUUUAAUCUACAACAAAAUUUGCAUACCUAUUUAUUGUUUUAUUUUAAACACUUUAAAAUAAUGUCUAUGGUUUGUUUUAUAAAAACAAAUUUAAUUUAUAAGUCUUUUUUUAUAAUAUUAAUUAGUGUGCUCCUCCAUUGGUUGUGGCUUCGGAGAUUGACGAGAAAACAUUGAAAAAGGACGGAGUGUGUGCCGCAAGUUUACCGACUACAAUGGGUGUUGUCGCAGGAUUACUCGUUCAAAACACAUUAAAGUAAUUUUUGUAAAUAAUAUUUUGUUUUUUCUUUCUACAAUACUUAUGAUUUUUAUAGAAAACUCUUGCAUUUUGGAACAAUUUCAUGGUACUUGGGAUAUAAUGCAUUAGCAGAUUUUUUUCCUAGCAUGAUGAUCAAACCAAAUCCUAAUUGCACUGAUAGUUUUUGUUUAAAACGACAAGAAGAAUUUAAAAACCGUGUAAUAGAAGAACCUGUGUGUAAAAAUGAAGAACUACCUGAAGAUAAGGUCAUCCACAAAGAUAAUGAAUGGGGUCAGUACUCAGUUUUUCAGAAAUUGUAUUAAGAAUGGUUUCUAAGACAUAUUGUUUAUUUUAAAAAAACAAGUUAGGAAGCAUACUCUGUGGUCAUGUUAAGUUCCUGGUUUCUAAAUAUUUUAAACAAUAAACUAAAUUCUAUAUACAAUUUUCAAAAAAUUUGGUAACCUAGUAUUAAUUGAAUAUCUUAAAUUGUAAAGUCGGAGAAUUUUAAAAUUCCAUAAGUACAAUUAUAUUUACUCAUUUAAAUAUAUGAUAUAUGAAUCAUAUAUAUAUAUAUAUAUAUAUAUAUAUAUAUAUAUAUAUAUCUGCUUGUAAAUCAAAUGAACAACCGUAACUAUGUUGAUGGACAUACAGGAAUUUAAGAUUUUCUAAACUUACGUUAGCUUCGGUUUAGAAACCUAAAACUAAAUAUACUGUUCAUAUUGUGUGCAUUGUACAUAAACACCAUAAAAUAUUAUUCCCCUAGUGGUUUGAAGUAUGUUAAAUAAAUAUUAUUUUGAAAAUUGUAGUAAAUGGAAAUAUACGUUUUAGGAAUAUCAUUAGCAGAUGAUUCAAUAGUAGUAAACCAGUCAAUAGUGACAGACAAAUCAACUGUGGCUGACAACUCAACAGCAGUUCUAUUGGACAAUUCUAGUGAAUUGAAUAAUACAAUAGAACUUGUUUCAACAUCAAUAACGAAAAAUGUUUCCAAAAACACCAGUAUAAAGAAUGAAGAAGAAUACUUAUCGUUAAACGAUGGAUUAGAAUUUGCUUACUCUUCUGCCGAUAAAACUGCUACAAACGAAGAAACUUUAGUAAAAGACACAGACUUAACUGUAGAUGAUCUUAGAGCACAGAUGGCAUUACUAUAAUUGCCAUUUAAUUAUAAUCAUAUAUAUAUAUAUAUACUUUUUAAAUUUACUUUGAUGUAUAAGCUUAUAAAUUUUAAAGUUUAUAUUGAAUACAGAUCCAAUUUUUCUAACAUUUUAUAUACAUAUACUUUAAAUAAUUUAAUAAAAUGGAUUUGUAUUUUAUAAUACAAAUUAUGGAUACAUUUAAUAAUUAUCUCCAUUAAAUAUUAAAUAUAUUGUUUUCUUUAAUAUAUGUAAAACAAAUUGAAUGUUGUUUAAAUCAGUUUUGCACA
Cinara cedri is the source of this 3421-nucleotide messenger RNA. Lineage: Eukaryota; Metazoa; Arthropoda; Insecta; Hemiptera; Aphididae. The record is from the annotation of a GenBank genome assembly.